Messenger RNA from Engraulis encrasicolus (European anchovy), 3687 nucleotides. It is a transcript of the gene chd5, whose product is annotated as chromodomain helicase DNA binding protein 5. The transcript is spliced from 12 exons. Bases 1747 to 3687 code for a protein of 646 amino acids. Lineage: Eukaryota; Metazoa; Chordata; Actinopteri; Clupeiformes; Engraulidae. The record is from RefSeq and is a predicted model, not a curated record.
GCCCAAAAAAAAUGUUUUAUUUAAAAAAAAAUAAUACUGAUCAGUACAAAUGCAGAGUUAUCAAAAUAUACUAGAGAAAAAAAGUGCACUAAUCAGCCUGGCACCUACACAUAAGAAAAAUAAAGUUAAUGUUCUGGAAUGGUCAAAUCUAAGUUUUCUGAUCUUAUUAUCAGUUGGGGCCUCAAACGUGCAAUUCAGACAAGACAACCCACAAAGAUAUUACAGGAAACCGUCCAUUUUCCAGGAAAGCUGCUUUGCUAUCUUGAGAAAAUAACCUUAUCCACUACCAUAAAAGACUUCAAGUUGUCUGACAAGAGUAUGCAAACUUUUGGUCAGGCUCAUUGGGAAGUUUAGGCUGUUGUUUUGACGUAAAAACAGAAAACAUGAUUGAAAAUUGUUUCAACCAAUCAAUUCCUAGUGAAAGAAACGGUUUUGCAUCGUGUUCUUUGAAAAUUGCCCUAAAAACUAAUUCUGGUUGCCUAAAGCCUCUGUAAAGCAGUAGGUUGUUGCAUAUGUUCCUUGUGGUCCUGAUGUUGUUCUCCCGGAGACGAGACUGACUAUGAACCAUCUUUGACUGCGAUAGGCUAAUUUCGACAGCUGUGCUGGUCCGAGCACAGUGUUCGCACCAAAUUUAGGCUACAUGGUAAAUUGUCCCAUACAAGUAGCCAGUAAAACGUCCAUUCGGAUACUCUUUGUUUUCCUGUGCUCGCCCACAUCGGUGGCUUGUAACGGUAACCUUGACAACUACUGAAGUGACGUCGACUGUCCUCUAAAACCAUUAAGUAUGAUGAUGAUAACCGUUUGAAAUUUUGUCUGGAGAAAUGAGUCGUGAGGCUGGCUGUGUUCCCCUUCCGUAGCCCGCAACAUUGUUGCAGCGGUGGUGUAGCAUGUUACAUUCUCGUCAUUGUUGCAUCAUUGAGUGUUCUGAAAAAGAAAAAAGAAAAAAAUCGGCUUCCACACGUUUCGCCCUCCAUCCCAGAAGCGACGCAAGCCACCAGACCAGACACCUGUUUAUGACUUGGAGAAGGAGCGGAUAGUUCUCCACUCGGGUUGUCCCGGCCCAGAUGUGUGCUAGCCAAGUAGCGGGACAACAGCUACCCAGAUGUCGCUUAAUAAUAUUGUGCAUUGUCCUGUGGUUUAGAUAGUUCACACAAUGCCUAGGAAUGGACUGCCCCUCUACAUCCUCCCCUAGCGUGGGCAGGCAUCCCAGGCAGAAAAAGGAGAGGGACAGUUUUUGCGAGUGCCAGUUUCCUAAAGGAAACGUUAGCUAAGAUUUGAGGGAAGUUCCUGUCCAACCCGGUGUAACCUCAGAUAUACGGACUUUACGGGGAAAAUGGUCAAAGCGAGAUUGAGGCAUGCGCUGCCAUAGCCACUUGCAGCACUGCACACUACUAGUAAAAGUGGUAACUAGGGGAGCAUGACUAACUAGUUGUGUGGAAAAUUAUGGGAUGGAUUGCCAUGGCAACAGACCAGACGUCACAAUCUGGGCAUGUGUGUUCCAUUUUUGUCUCUUUCUUAUUUUCAGACUGGAGGAUUUGGAUAGAGAACAGGGAGAAAGCAAAGGGUUUUUGUCGCUCUUUUAAAAUGAGGACAGCCAUCUUUUUGUACAUUAAAAAAUAACCUCACCCUAACCGGACGUGUCAUUUUUUUUCUCCCGGUAGACAUUUAGAGCACACAGUGGUAUUCUGAGGGUUAAGUUUCAGUACUUCAUUCUUGGCGUGAAUGUGAUUUUGUUAUGCAGUAACGAUGCCUGGGUCCCUAAGCAAUGAAGACGAGGGACAAGACGACAUGGAUUUUGAAGACGAAUUACCAGAUGAGGACGAGGAGAGUGCUGCGCGGAGGGUCCCCCUGUCCCCUCUGGACAGGUUCUUCUCGGAUGACGAGUCCCUCAAAGAGCAGAAGAAAGAGAAGAAGAAACCGGCCAAGCUGAAAGAGGGGAAGAUGCCCAAGGUCAAGAAGAAGAAAAAAGAGCAGCCACAGGUGGCCCUGAGCGAGCACGACGACACAUCGGACCGGGACGAGGAGGAGCACCGGCGAGGAGCAGGAGGAGGAGAGCGCUCGGGCAGCGAGAGCAGCACCUACAACGCCUCCCUGAAGAAGAAGAAGAAGCCCAAGGAGAAGAAGGAGAAGAAGACCAAGCGCCGGAAGAGGGAGGAAGAGGAGGAGGAGGAGGAUGACGACGACGGCAAUAUGAAGGAGCCCAAGUCGUCCAGUCAGCUGAUGCAGGAGUGGGGUCUGGAGGACGUGCAGUAUGCCUUCUCCGAGGAGGACUACAAGACCAUCACCAACUACAAAGCCUUCAGCCAGUUCCUCAGGCCGCUCAUCGCCAAGAAGAACCCCAAGAUCCCCAUGUCCAAGAUGAUGACGGUGCUCGGUGCCAAGUGGCGGGAGUUCAGCGCCAACAACCCCUUCAAGGGCACCUCUGCCACCGCUGUGGCGGCCGCUGUAGCCGCCGCCGUAGAAACGGUUACCGUGUCGCCACCCAUCUCCCUCGGCAGCACCGGCGUUCCGCAGGCAUCGCAGCCGGGGCCAAUCAGAAAAGCCAAAACCAAAGAAGGAAAAGGGCCUGGGGUUAGGAAGAGGAGCAAGAGUGUGAAGGAGCCGAAAAAGAAGGGCAAAGGCAAGAAGACCAAAUCAAAGGCAGGCCAAAGUUCCAAGAGGAAAAAAGCAUCAUCCAGCGAAGACGACUUCCUGGACGAGUCGGACUUUGAUGAUGUCAGCAUCCACAGUGCCUCGGUGCUGUCAGACGCGGCGGGGGCUACCAAGAAGAAGACGCCCACCCCGGCGGCCACGCCCCCCUCCGCAACGGCGGCGGCUCGACGAGGACGCAAGAAAAGGAAACGAGAGGACGGUGACGGCUAUGAGACGGACCACCAGGACUACUGUGAGGUGUGCCAGCAGGGCGGGGAGAUCAUCCUGUGCGACACCUGCCCCCGCGCCUACCACCUGGUCUGCCUGGAGCCCGAGCUGGAGAAGGCCCCCGAGGGCAAGUGGAGCUGCCCCCACUGCGAGAAGGAAGGCAUCCAGUGGGAGCCCAAAGAUGAGGAGGAGGAGGAGGAAGAGGAGGAGGAAGAGGAGGCGGAGCCUGCGGGAGAGGAGGAGGACGACCACAUGGAGUUCUGCCGGGUGUGCAAGGACGGCGGCGAGCUGCUGUGCUGCGACACCUGCCCCUCCUCCUACCACAUCCACUGCCUCAACCCGCCGCUGCCCGAGAUACCCAACGGAGAGUGGCUGUGCCCGCGCUGCAUGUGUCCGCCUCUGAAAGGCAAGGUGCAGAAGAUCCUCCACUGGAUGUGGGGGGACCCUCCUCUGCCCCCCGAACAGCCGCCUGGCCCGGACGGAGAGGCGGCCGCCGACCCCCUGGCCAAACCCCCUCUCAAGGGUCGCCCCGAGCGGAUGCUGUUUGUGAAGUGGGCCAACCUCUCCUACUGGCACUGUUCCUGGGUCAGCGAACUGCAGCUGGAGCUUUACCACACGGUGAUGUACCGCAACUACCAGCGUAAGAACGACAUGGACGAGCCGCCGCCAUACGACUACGGCUCGGGGGAGGAGGAGCUGAUGAACGUGGAGAAGAGGAAGAGCAAAGACCCGCAGUACGCCGCCAUGGAGGAGCGCUUCUACCGCUACGGCAUCAAGGCCGAGUGGAUGGUCGUACACCGCAUAGUCAACCACAGGCCGCGCUCCUGA